Messenger RNA from Mytilus trossulus (common blue mussel), 1405 nucleotides. Its product is annotated as zinc finger protein 45-like. Gene Ontology annotation, cellular component: nucleus. The transcript has 2 exons. Gene Ontology annotation, molecular function: RNA polymerase II transcription regulatory region sequence-specific DNA binding; DNA-binding transcription factor activity, RNA polymerase II-specific. The record is from RefSeq and is a predicted model, not a curated record. The coding region runs from base 85 to 1368 and encodes 427 amino acids. NCBI's taxonomy places the organism in Eukaryota, Metazoa, Mollusca, Bivalvia, Mytilida, Mytilidae. Gene Ontology annotation, biological process: regulation of transcription by RNA polymerase II.
CUGGAAUUAUAACGUUGAUUUCUUUCCCUCCACCUAUAUUAUCCCUGUAAAGAAAAAAGUUGUACAAGUCAAAGAACUUACAUAAUGGAGAUAAACAUUGACAAUAAGAUGUCAGAGGGAGGAGAGGAUUUAGUCACAACCAAUGGUACUCUACAGAGACACAUCAACACACAGGCUGAUAAAACACGUCAUAAAUGUGAUGUUUGUGCUAAAGAAUUUUCUCGAGAUAGUCACUUAAAGAGACACUUGAGAACACAUACUGGCGAAAAACCUCACAAGUGUGAUGUUUGUUUUAGAAAAUUUAGUCAAAGAAGUUACUUAAAAACACACAUGAGAAUGCAUACUGACGAGACACCUUAUGAAUGUGAUGUUUGUUUUAGAAAAUUUACACAAAGUAGUCACUUAAACAGACACGUGAGAACACAUACUGGCGAAAAACCUCACAAGUGUGAUGUUUGUUUUAGAAAAUUUACUCAAAGAAGUUCCUUAAAAACACACAUGAGAAUGCAUACUGGCGAAACACCUUAUAAAUGUGAUGUCUGUGGUAGUGAAUUUUCUCGAAGUGAUGACUUAAAGAAACAUGUGAGAACUCAUACAGGUGAAACACCUCAUAAGUGUGAUGUGUGUGGUAGAGAUUUUGCUCGUAGAAGUAACUUAACGGCACACAUGACUGAACAUACUGGAGAUAAACCUUAUGACUGUGAUGUAUGUGGUAAAGGGUUUAGUCAGUCUGGUAAUUUAAAGAUACACAUGAGAACACAUGCAGGGGAUAAACUGUAUAACUGUGAUGUAUGCGGUAAAGGGUUUAGACUGCUUGGUAAUUUAAAGGCUCACAUGAGAACACAUGCAGGGGAUAAACCUUAUGCCUGUGGAGAAUGUGGUAAAGGAUUUAGUCGCCUUCGUUAUUUACAAUUUCACAUGAGAACACAUACAGGUGAGAAACCUUAUGACUGUGAUGUAUGUGGUAAAAAGUUUAGUCACCCUAGUAAUUUAAAGACCCAUAGGAGAACACAUACAGGGGAUAAACCUUAUGACUGUGAUGUAUGUGGUAAAGGGUUUAAUGGCCUUCCAUAUUUGCAAAUUCACAUGAGAACACAUACAGGUGAGAAACCUCAUGACUGUGAUGUAUGUGGUAAAAAGUUUAGUCACCCUAGUAAUUUAAAGACCCAUAGGAGAACACACACAGGAGAUAAACCUCAUGACUGUAAUGUAUGUGGUAAAAGGUUUAGUGAGCAGGGUGAUUUACAGACUCACAUGAGAAUACAUACAGGUGAUAUCAUAAAACCUGAUGACUGUUGUGAAUGUGGUAAAAGGUUUAGUCAAAUUAUUAUUAUAAAAAGACACAUGAAAAGUCAUUCACAUGUUUAACCUUAUGACUGUAUUGUAUUAAAGUGGUAAAGUGUUU